AUGGUGGCUGCCGAGACUGCCCUGCGCCACUCGAGCCCGCCGCACUCGUACAUGAAGCCCGGAUGGCAAGAAGACACCAAGGUCAUCCUUCUCGAGGAAGAGAUGAAGCUUGCUCAGCACCCCAAUGAUACUGAGCUAUAUUCCGUGUUGGGUGAAGACUCAUCGUAUGACAGUCUCAUCUCUGUCCUCGUCCUCUUCGCCGUCGCGACGAUCGCCUCUGCGGGCCUUCUGGAUGACGGCGGCGAUGAUUACGGCGGAGGUGGUGGCGGCGGUUUCGGUGGCGGGGGCGGUUUCGGCGGCGGUGGUGGUGGCGGCGGAGAUGACAUCGGCGUAGCUUCUGUCUCGUACGUCAAGACGCCCGUUGUGAGCGUAAAGUACGUCGCCAAGCCUGUGGUCAGUUACGUGGCCAAGCCGGUGGCCACCGUGUCGCAUGCCCUGAAGCCCGUGGUGACGUACACGACGAUCUCGAGCGGCGGCGGAGGCUUCGGCGGCGGCGGCGGUGGCGGCUUCGGCGGCGGCGGUGGCGGAUACGGCGGAGGCGGUGGC
Molecule: messenger RNA, 546 nt
Organism: Dermacentor silvarum
Lineage: Eukaryota; Metazoa; Arthropoda; Arachnida; Ixodida; Ixodidae
Product: ctenidin-3-like
Exons: 3
Source: RefSeq, a predicted model, not a curated record